This is a messenger RNA of Asterias rubens (European starfish), 1142 nucleotides long. RefSeq names its product rho GDP-dissociation inhibitor 2-like. Gene Ontology annotation, biological process: Rho protein signal transduction. The transcript is spliced from 6 exons. Lineage: Eukaryota; Metazoa; Echinodermata; Asteroidea; Forcipulatida; Asteriidae. Gene Ontology annotation, cellular component: cytoplasm; membrane; cytosol. Gene Ontology annotation, molecular function: protein binding; Rho GDP-dissociation inhibitor activity. The record is from RefSeq and is a predicted model, not a curated record. Bases 181 to 780 code for a protein of 199 amino acids.
CAUCUUACCCGUCGCAGAACCAUCCGUCGUCGAAAACGAAAAGUCCCUAUUGUAAAGUGUGGGAAACUUCCUGCGGAUGCAGCUCACUGAUUUCUGUACCAGCAUGUACAUUGUAAAGUGUGGGAAACUUCCUGCGGAUGCAGCUCAAUAAAGGACAUCAGGUGAAAGAUUGGACUUUGAAUGAUGGCUGAAACAGAAAAGAGCUCUGCAGGAAGUGAUGGAAAAGACAGCGCGUCCUACAAACCACCACCUCCAAAAUCACUCAAAGAAUUACAAGAUUUGGAUAAAGAUGAUGAAAGCCUCAACAAGUACAAGAGGUCCUUGUUGGGAGAUGAUGUGGAUCUAACAGCAGUUACAGGUGAAGGCACGCAGGUUACACUGGACAAAUUGGUCAUCAUUGCUGAUGAUCAUAAAGAUAUUAUCCUUGACUUAACUGGUGAUUUAGCUGAGCUGAAGAAGAAGACAUUCACAAUAAAAGAAGGUGUUGGGGUUCAAGCUAAACUCACAUUUACAGUGAAAAAUGACAUUGUGUUUGGCUUGAAGUAUCUCCAAAACACAACUCGGUCUGCUGUACAUAUAGAGUGUGACUCUGCCGUACACAUGAUGGGUAGCUAUGGUCCUUCCAAAGACAUCAGAGAGUAUAAAACACAAGUGGAGGAGUUUUCUAAAGGGUUGCUUGUUCGUGGCCAUUAUACCGUUCAGAGUAAGUUAAUGGAUGACGAUGAUCGUGUCUUUCUUACUUGGGAAUGGGCCUUCGAUAUCAAGUCUGAUUGGGACUAAAGAAAGAUCGCAUCAUUGCACCUGUAUGCCUGCCUGUGUACUUAAGGGCUUGGGUCUAACAACAUAACAAACAUCUCAAUGGCUAUUAUUAUCUGGCUCCAGCUAGGCUCACAUGGUGUUACUUUCUUUGCAUCUAAAAAAUGUGAGGUUUUGUUGCAACUAUGUAAUCGAACAUUGUACAAAACAAAGAUGCUUUAACUACAAUACAAUGGGUGAACUGUGUUUAACACGAAGAAUGCUUUAGUUUGAAGCAUCGCAUUUUCAAUUAAUAUUACAGGGCUUUUAAAAAGAGCUAAGAUUGAUAUUUAGAUGCGUGUCGAUCUUAAAGACACUGGACACUAUUGGUAAUUGUCAAAGACCAG